Akanthomyces muscarius is the source of this 246-nucleotide messenger RNA. RefSeq lists its product as uncharacterized. Lineage: Eukaryota; Fungi; Ascomycota; Sordariomycetes; Hypocreales; Cordycipitaceae. The transcript is spliced from 4 exons. The record is from RefSeq and is a predicted model, not a curated record. The coding region runs from base 1 to 246 and encodes 81 amino acids.
AUGAAGGCAAACCAAACCCUGGACUCCCCCCCAAUCUGCAUUGCCCGUACAAAUCUAGCCUUUGGCUUCCCAAAUUUUUCAUCGCACGCCUUGCAAGCGGCCUAUCAUUCUCGUGGAGGGCUGUGCACCCGUGCUCUGGACGCCGCAACGAGAAGCACUAAGGACUCACAGUCUUGGAUUAUCCGAAAGUUUGGGAUCCGCGCCAGGCCUGAGACAAACAAGAGCCGCCGAAUCCCACUGUCCUAG